AUGCCAUCGGAUUUACCUCCCCGCGAAUCAUUCAUCGCCCGCAGCGGCAACACAUACUCCUUCAUCUCCAUCAAACCCACCACCCAAACCAAGUCACUCCUCUUCCUCCACGGCUUCCCAUCCACUCUCAACGACUGGGUCCAUCAAAUACGGCAUUUCUCAGCAGAAGGAUUUGGCGUCAUAGUGCCAGAUUUGCUUGGGUAUGGUGAGAGUAGCAAGCCUGAUGAUAUAGAGCAGUACCGUCUAAAGCCAAUGAGCGAUGAAGCCAUUGAGCUUCUGGACCAUCUCAAGCUGAAUACUGUUGUCGGAGUAGGACACGACUUUGGCGCGACACUUCUAUCGCGAAUGGUAGCUUACUACCCUUUACGCUUCGAAUCGCUCAUAUUUCUCGCCGUUGGACCACCGCCGCUUGGAACGCCUUUUGAUGUCGACAUGAUCAACCAGAUGACCAAGCAAGUGCUGGGUUACGAAAUGCUCGGAUACAUUCCAUUCCUAGCCGAACUCGACUCUCAGCAUUGUCUUGAACAGAGAUCUGAAGCUGCUAUGAGUCUCGUGUUCUGUCGUGACCGCAAAGAGUGGGAGACGUGGUUUCAUCCUCUUGGGAAGAUGCAUGAGCUCGUACGUGAGGAUCGCAGAGUUGCCAUUGCACCGUGGUACACCGAGGAUCUCCAAGAAGCGCACCUUAAAGCGUUCGGAUCGAAGGAUGGAUAUAAGGGUGUUUGUCGAUGGUAUCGUAUGUGGAAAGAUAACCUGAAUGUGCCGGAUGAGAAGGGCUUCGAAGACUUCAAGACCGAAAAACCCGUCCUCUUCAUAGUGCCCCCGGAACCUGCUACGUCGAUGCAACAACAGCAGCAAAUGCUUUCGUCCUGGGCCCCGAACCUCCAAACCGUUGGUCUCGACACGAGCCACUGGAUCCAUAUCGAACAACCCAGCCAAACCAACAGAGCUAUUCAGAGCUUCCUCACCUCAACCAGCCAUGUUUAG
This is a messenger RNA of Fusarium coffeatum, 984 nucleotides long. RefSeq lists its product as uncharacterized. Lineage: Eukaryota; Fungi; Ascomycota; Sordariomycetes; Hypocreales; Nectriaceae. The record is from RefSeq and is a predicted model, not a curated record. Gene Ontology annotation, molecular function: hydrolase activity. The transcript has a single exon. The coding region runs from base 1 to 984 and encodes 327 amino acids.